Molecule: messenger RNA, 1731 nt
Organism: Chlorella variabilis
Lineage: Eukaryota; Viridiplantae; Chlorophyta; Trebouxiophyceae; Chlorellales; Chlorellaceae
Exons: 7
Coding region: 46-1518 (490 amino acids)
Biological process (GO): hematopoietic progenitor cell differentiation
Molecular function (GO): protein binding
Source: RefSeq, a predicted model, not a curated record
GUGUUUCUCCUGGGGGCCACGGACCGACCGAUUCGAAUCACCGCCAUGGCAACAUUCUCGGCAGCGCAGUUGGACAAGUUUGCCGGGACCAAGCGCAUCACGCAGGAGACCUUUGACGCAGCGGUGCGAGAGAAUAUCGAUGAAUUUGAGAUGGAGCCCCAGGAGGCCCUGAAGAGCGCGGUCGACGAGUUCUCGGCGCAGGGGGUGGACCUCAGUAACAUCAUCAAGACGGUUGACGGAGGCGACAUCACCUCCCACCCUGCCACCGUGGCGGUGCACGCACUGCAGGCAGCGGCAGCAGCCGGCGACUUCCGCGCCAUGGCGUCGGCAGCCAAUGACAUUGCAGCGGCUGCCGGCGCGGGGGCCGGCAGCGAGGGUGCGGCGCUGGUGCUCCACCGAACCGGCGCGGCGCAGGCAGUCGUACAAAGCUUGGCAGCGGCAGCCGUUGACCAGCACGCGCUGCUGCACAUCCUGCAAGCUUUGGCAGCCCUGCUGGGCGCCGGCAGCAGGGAGCUGCAGGCCGAUUUCCUGCAGGCAGCAGGCGUGCCCGCACUGCAGCGAGUGCUCUCCAGCCAGCCCUGCAGCGGCACGCUGGCUGCUGCAGCACUGCAGGCGGCAGCUGCCAGCGCAGAGAAGAACGAGGAGGGCAAGGCGGCGCUGAUGGAGUCGGGGUGCGGGAGCAGCUGCCUGGAGGUGAUGCAGCGGUAUGCGGAUGAGCCAGAAGCGGUGCAGGCGGCUUGCGCCGUGCUGUGCGCGCUGACCAACCCCGAUGACGACACCCAGCCUGGCUCCAGGCGAGCUGUGGGGCAGCGGGGGCGCACUGUGCUGGCGUUCCCCAAUGCCAGGGCCCUGGCCAAGGACGGAGCCGCCAAGCAGCUGGUGGAGACGCUGCGGGGCUAUGCGGCACAGUUGCCAGAGGUCACGGCUGCCGUGGCGAGUGCGCUGAAGCAGGUAGCUGCCAACGAGGAAAUCUGUCAAGAGGUGGCGGCAGUGGGCGGCAUGCAGCUGAUCCUGCAGAUUCUGAGGACAGGCAUGGCUGAUGUUGUCCUGGUGCGCCCGCUGUGUGCGCUGCUGCGUCAGCUAGUCAACAGUGACGGUAACAAGACGCUGCUGGUGGAGUCGGGCGGCUUGGAGCUGCUUGCUGCUCUGCUGUCGGCCUACAGCAGUAACCCUGGGGUCCUGGAGCAGGCGCUGGGCCUGCUGACAAAUGCCACGCUGCGCAACCCCGAGGCAGCUUCCAAGGCGUUGGAGUGCGGAUGUCUCGAUGCCAUGCUGGAGCUGAUUCGCGUCGCACUUGCAUCAUCCAACGGCAAGGAGAACCGUUCAGCCACAGCAGUGCAGCGGCAGGCGUGCAUGGCCAUUCGCAACAGCGCUGCCAGGAACCCGGAUGUGCGGGCCGUUCUGCUGGACAAGGGGGCAGAGGGCCUGCUUCGCCAGCUCAAGGCAGCCUACCCGUCCUGUGCCGAUGCCGGUUCAGCUGCGCUACGAGAUCUAGGGCUGGACAAUUACAACAAUUGAUGAGGAAUCAGGAACCGAGGGCCGAGGCACACAUGUGAAGCAAACCGACAGAACAAGUUUUUGUGCAAUGCUUCAACUCAAUGCCGUUCAUUGUUUGGUGUUUGCAGCAAGCUGUGCGCCGCCACUGCCGUCACCUGCAUUUGCUGCCCAGCUCUUCACUGCUUGCACUACAGUCGGAAUCCACAAUGCAGCGUUGAACAAUAACAACCCCGC